Messenger RNA from Sinocyclocheilus anshuiensis, 1406 nucleotides. RefSeq names its product CD209 antigen-like. The record is from RefSeq and is a predicted model, not a curated record. The transcript is spliced from 7 exons. The coding region runs from base 1 to 1350 and encodes 449 amino acids. Lineage: Eukaryota; Metazoa; Chordata; Actinopteri; Cypriniformes; Cyprinidae.
AUGGAACUAGUGAGUGUUUAUAAAAAUGACAACCACGAGACCUGCAGCAAGUACAAUGAGAUGGGACUGGACAGAGAUGGAGAUACUUAUGCAAACAAGGACCGAAAACUCAGCUACACUGAAGCAAGAGCUCGAAACCACAGAGUUCUGCAUAUCAAGCUCACGGCAGAGAGAGAAGUACAAGCUACACACAUGUUACAGUCCAGUUCAAGAGAUCAAACAGAGAAAGACCUGUUACAGAACAGCUUCAACUCUUUGAGUCAGAAGAAACUGGAGCUGGAGACCAGAGUCAAAGAUCUCACUGCUGAGAAAAGCCAGUUACAGAACAACUUCAACUCUUUGAGUCAGAAGAAACUGGAGCUGGAGACCAGAGUCAAAGAUCUCACUGCUGAGAAAAGCCAGUUACAGAACAACUUCAACUCUUUGAGUCAGAAGAACCUGGAGCUGGAGACCAGAGUCAAAGAUCUCACUGCUGAGAAAAGCCAGUUGCAGAACAACUUCAACUCUUUGAGUCAGAAGAAACUGGAGCUGGAGACCAGAGUCAAAGAUCUCACCGCUGAGAAAAGCCAGUUACAGAACAACUUCAACUCUUUGAGUCAGAAGAAACUGGAGCUGGAGACCAGAGUCAAAGAUCUCACCGCUGAGAAAAGCCAGUUGCAGAACAACUUUAACUCUUUGAGUCAAAAGAAACUGGAGCUGGAGACCAGAGUCAAAGAUCUCACUGCUGAGAAAAGCCAGUUACAGAACAACUUCAACUCUUUGAGUCAGAAGAAACUGGAGCUGGAGACCAGAGUCAAAGAUCUCACUGCUGAGAAAAGCCAGUUACAGAACAACUUCAACUCUUUGAGUCAGAAGAAACUGGAGCUGGAGACCAGAGUCAAAGAUCUCACUGCUGAGAAAAGCCAGUUACAGAACAACUUCAACUCUUUGAGUCAGAAGAAACUGGAGUUAGAAAGAAGAGUCACUUCUCUGAGUGAGGAACUGAAGAAAGAAUCAUCUAAACAAGGUUGGCUUUUCAUGUCCAAUGAGUUGAAGAGCUGGUCUGACAGCAGGCAGUACUGCAGGGAUCAUGGAGCUGAUCUGGUCAUUAUCAACACUGAAGAGAAGCAGAGGUUCAUAUCUUCUUUUACCACGGAGAGAGUGUGGAUUGGUUUGUCUGACACAGAGCAGGAGGGCAACAUGAAAUGGGUGGAUAAUUCACUGCUGAAUAGAGGGUUCUGGUUCCCAGGUGAGCCGAAUGACCAACAUAGUCAUGAGGACUGUAUUGAAAUGAUGCCUUCAAAUCCGGUCCUGAACAACUGGAAUGAUCUGCCAUGUUCAGAGAAGAGAAAAGGUGUUUGUGAGAAAUAGGGUUCAUCCCAUCUUGUCAUGGUUUUGCUUCUAUAUAUAAUAUAAUCAUUCUUAUU